AUGAAUCAGAUGAAAUUUUCCCCCGAGGAGUUGCGUUCUCUUCCCCCAAGACCAUCGGGUUUAUCCGCAGCUUCUCCAAAAAGACGGUUUGUCAAGCUGGGGAGGAAGAUUAGUGAUGGCUCUCAAUCAGCUUCAUCCACUGGCAGUUCAUCCACCAGCAGGUCAGCCGAGGGCGUGGCCAUCAGACAGCCCAGCAAGAGCUGCAUCCGUCGCCAUACCAACCGCCUCUCAGGUGUCUUCCUUCGUAGCCCCGUCUCCAGCUCAGGCUCCAUGGCGCUGACAGCAGGUCUCAGGUCAUCACUGUCUGUCCAACCUAGGAAAGACAGCAUGAUCUCUGCGGGUGCUUUAAUUGCGGAAGACCCAUCUGAGCUGUCCAAUCAGAUAACUGCUCCAGGAAUCCUGAAGAUCUUUGGAAAUGAAAUCUGUGAAGGAGCUCACUAUAAGAGCGUCCUGGCCACCACACACUCCAGUGCAAGAGAACUAGUCAAAGAGGCCCUUGAACGGUAUGGCUUGGGCAAGGAGGAGGCAGAGUCCUACGUUCUCUGUGAUACCAUUGGCUCCAUUGGUGAGCAUCAGUGGAGGACUGAAGGGUUCAGAGUCGUCGGCGACAAUGAGAAGCCCCUCCUCCUGCAGUCACUAUGGAAACCUAGAGAAGGCCUUGCUAGAAGGUUCGAAAUCCAGAGGAGGAGCUCAGUAGAGGAGAAGACUUCCCAAGACAAAGACACCAUCACUGCUGGUAUCAAUGCCCAGGCUCGUAAGCUGCAGAAGAGCCGCUCCAGAGUGACCUCCACCCUCAUAGAUAGGACUAUGGGUCGAAGCCACAAACUGUGGAGGAGCAAAAGUGAGAUGGACCUCUUAGAUUCUGAUAAAGAGACCAAACGGGACACAGAUCAUGAUAAAUUUGUCAAGGAACGAAGCGAGAGUCUGAACCAAACCUCACUGCAGAGCUACGAGUGCCCCAAAAUAAGCACAGAACAGAAUCACAUUCACAGCCUCGCAAUUCCCUCCGUGGGGUCCCAAGCCAAAACAGAGACCCUCUGUCUGCCGAGGCCAAGAGGCGAGCGGGAAGGAGAGGAGUCGGAGAGGGAGGAGACGGAGAGCAGCGACGAUAACACCACACAGUACUCCAUUCACCCUCCUCAUGACUGUCCAUACCUGCUGCUGCUGCAGGGCUGCAGCCCCGCACAGGACUUUGUCAUCUACCUACUUGCGGGGCCAAAAAUUGUAAUUGGACGGCAAGGUGAUCAUGAAGAUGGGUCAAAUCCCAAUAUCCUCCUGUUUGCCACCGACAUCCUUCCAAGACACUGCUAUUUUUAUCGCCAUAGUGUUGGUGGUCCCACCAUACUCUGCCCUUGUCAGGAUGCUGUGGUCACGAGGAGUGGUGAAGUGCUGAGAAAAGAAGUACAGCUUAGUCCUGGCGAUGUCAUCGGGCUGGGACAACGCUACCUGUUUCUUUUCAAGGAUCCCUUAGCUUUGAUGCACAAGGAAGUGGACUGUGCUGCUCCUGAGCCCAGCUUGUCUGUGGUCCCCUGGAUGCUGGGUCACAGCACUUCUGCCACUACAACAAGUCAUGCCACAGAAAUGAUCCUCUGCAAUACCUGCAUCUCAACCUGUGCUGACCUCCAGAGCCUAAGCAGCAAACAGCCCCUAAGCAGAGGCCCUCCAUUUUUAAAAUCACCUGAAGGCCACAGCCUGACUCUGAACUAUGAGACAGAGGAUGAGGAUCGCAUUGUCAAGGAGAUAGUUGCUAUGGGAAUUGCCAGAGUCAAAGACAGACCACCGCUGACUGCAGCAUUUUUGCUGUGCAUGUGCAUUCAGUAUUCGUCUGCAUGUCUUCAUACCUCAGACCUGCGCAGGCUCCUGCUGCUUAUUGCGAGUGGCGUUCAGAGUGCCAUGUGGGAGCUCACCAAGGAUCUAGCAGCAGUUCAACCUGAAGUUGAAGGCUCAAACUCAGAGGACCUCCAGCCUCUCAGCCUGUAUGAGGUGAUCUCAGGACUGCGCCCACUGGUGGUGUGGAUGUCCAACAGUCUGGAGCUGCUGCAGUUCAUCCAGUACCAGCUGCCUCUUAUUCUGGAGUGGAGAACCAGAAAGGAGCAGGGACCGGAGGAGGAAGUAGAGAGGGAAGUUGAUGAGAGCAAGGAGCUGGAGAACUUAGCCCUGUUGGAGCUUCGAGUGUCCUGUGUCCGUUCAGCCAGUGAGGAAACAAUGGCCGUUCUGGAGGAGGUCAUCAUGCUUGCCUUCCAGCAGUGUGUGUACUACAUCACCAAGGUCCUGUACCCCAUCCUACCUGGACUCCUGGACUGCAACCCAUUCAGGGAGAGUCCUGGCGAGAGUGCUCGGGUCCUGGGUAGCAGUGGACUGCAGGUCCCCGGUGAGAUCCAGCAGGUUGUGGAGGUCCUGAACGAGGCCUGGAUACUAUUCUCCGACUGUCAGCUCCAUCCAGAGAUUUCCUCUCAGCUCAUUGGCUACCUCUUCUACUUCGUCAAUGCAUCGCUCGUCAACUCACUCAUGGAGAGAGGCUCAGAACCAGGCUUCUACCAGUGGUCCAGAGGGGUGCGAAUGCGGGCCAAUCUUGACUUGCUCUUGGACUGGGCCCAUGCAGCUGGACAGGGAGAGCUGGCCUUGGAGCACACACACACACUCUCGUCAGCUAUCAAUCUGCUGGCCACGCCUAGAAAGAAUUUACUGCAGACAACUUGGAUAUCCUUGCGGUCUGACUACCCUGCCCUGAGUCCGGCCCAGCUGAACCACCUGCUGAGUCUAUACAGCCCAGGGUCUCCCGGUAGACACACGUGGACUCCAUCAGUACAGGACGAAGCAGCAGUACAUAAAACCGCUGAUAUCCUGGAGAGUUUUGACACGCACCAUCCUCUGGUGCUGCCUGACGGGGGUUACCAGUUCCAACUGAGAAGGGCAGUAACAGAUUCAGCCCUAAGGGAACAGCUGGACAAGCUCAAAGAGUUUAUUCCCUCACUCCCUGAGCCACAGUCUACUGAGAGUGGUACCUUUCUUCAGGCUACUGUCCAGAACCAGCCAUCCCCUUCUACUACCUCUGCUGCCUUUCCUCCAUCACCCCCAUCACCACCCUCUCCUCGCUCCACCCACUACCUGGAUGAGUUCAGUUCCUGUGGCGCCUUCCUUUUGUCUCAGAAGCUAAGAAAUCUGGAGCUGCAAAUCAGAGAGACAAAGAGCACUGAGAUGAGGAGGUCAGCUCUGGAUCCCUCCUGUCUCCUUACCCCUCCCAACACCCCCCACAUCAUAGAUCCUGUCGAUUUGGUAAAGGCAGGCCAGGACGCAUGGAUAAAGGCUGACAGUGAGACAGCUCCCUGGUCCUCCGCUGUAGAUGCACAUGAUGAAGGCGGAUUAGUGUUUGAAUGUCUGGCUGCAUUGAAAGUAGACCAUUUGAAAUCAGACUACACCGGUAUGAAAAAAAUUGUGGAACUAAAAGAGGGAGAGGAGGAGCGGGAAGAGAAUGAAGAGGACGACGACCAUUAUGAUGACAAUAAUGAUGAGGUUUUUAGCUUGGAACUGGAGCGAGGCGAAAGAGGACUCGGUCUUGCUCUGGUUGACACAAGGGACACUUCCCUAAGGGUGAAAGGCCUCCUCAUCCGUGCAGUCGUCCCAGACUCUCCUGCAGCCCGGUGUGGGAAGCUGGUACCAGGAGACAGGAUCCUGGCUGUUAAUGGAGUCAGUCUGCUUGGACUGGACUACCACGGUGGAAAGGAGCUGAUCCAGUCAUCUGGAGACAGACUGAGGUUACUGGUGGCCAGGUGUGACUGGAUGAAUAAGGCUAUUCAGACAGAAUGCUGACUGGAUUUUUCACUGCUUUUUUUUAACCAAGAGACUGUUGAAGCACCACAAGCGCACUUCAGGUGACUAGGAGAGCUCGUUGAAUGAUCAAGCUCAGAGUAUGGACCUUCAUUUUAGGACGUGGUUGUUGAGAAGGCAAAAAUGCACUAUGAAAUGAGCCUCGUCCUGGUUGAAUUGAGUACCAGGUUUUAGUGGCUAAAUGUAGUUUAACAGCUAUAUAGUUUUAUACAUUGUAAUAGCAUAAUAGUAAUUAUGAUGCAGCGUUACAGUGAAUAGGGCAUUUUGAUCUCAGCCUCAGAAGAGUUUGCCUCAAGCACUCUAAAUUUGUUUUGUAUGGUUGAAUGGGUUUUGGCUCAAAACAUCAGAUAUCACUGCUAAAAUACGUUUUUCGAAACACCACUAUUCAAACCCCUCCGCAUGGGAGAUGAAGGAAGUCUCACAUUACUAAAAAAACAAUUCGGUUGAAAUGACAUCACUGCAACUCUACCAUUUGUCAUUUGUCUGUUAACAUAAACCAGCAUAUUGUCACUGCCAUUCUUCAUCUGGAUAAAAUGAUUGACAAUUGAUGAAUUGAUUUUUUUUUAACAUGCUGUUGGUAAGUGAUGGUCAUAAAGACAUACUGUCUCAGCUCGAAAGUGAGUCCACCAAUUUAUCUUUCCUGUAGGCUAGGGUCUGGAUUUUAUUAUUAUUAUUAUUUUAAUGUUUUUCUCUGUUGUGUUUCAAGAAUAAAUACAUUUUUUAAACCUCUAAACAGCCACUCUGACUUUUGUCAGACUGCAUGUUUUGGACUGGCCAUAGAGUCUUUCAAUGACCAUACUAAU
This is a messenger RNA of Xiphias gladius (swordfish), 4631 nucleotides long. It is a transcript of the gene radil2b, whose product is annotated as ras-associating and dilute domain-containing protein. Gene Ontology annotation, molecular function: GTPase binding. Gene Ontology annotation, biological process: signal transduction; neural crest cell migration; substrate adhesion-dependent cell spreading. Lineage: Eukaryota; Metazoa; Chordata; Actinopteri; Istiophoriformes; Xiphiidae. The record is from RefSeq and is a predicted model, not a curated record. Bases 1 to 3810 code for a protein of 1269 amino acids. The transcript is spliced from 18 exons. Gene Ontology annotation, cellular component: microtubule.